This is a messenger RNA of Electrophorus electricus (electric eel), 1488 nucleotides long. NCBI's taxonomy places the organism in Eukaryota, Metazoa, Chordata, Actinopteri, Gymnotiformes, Gymnotidae. The record is from RefSeq and is a predicted model, not a curated record.
AUGGACUUCUGUCCUCUCUCUGUGCUGCUCUCAAGACCAAAAGCUGUGGCCUCCAUAAAGCCUGAUCCACAGGUAUUUGAGGGAGAGACUGUCACUCUCAGAUGUAACAUACAGAGAAGAGGUGUCUCUAUGUGGCGGUACAGCUGGAAUGAAGAGGGUUCACUCAGUCCUGUCAGCAGAGAACAGGUGUACACAAUCAGUGGUGCUGAAGAGUCUCAUACAGGUAACUACACCUGUAGAGGAACAGAGGCAGGAGGAUCCCGCUACUCCCACACCAGUGAUGCUGUUAGACUGACUGUACCAGCAGUGAAACCUAAACCUGAACUCACAUCUAGCCCUCAAGGAGCUGCAGUGAUGGGAAACCCAGUGACUCUGUACUGUAAGCUGGAGCAGUCUGCUGGAUGGAGGUUUUACUGGUCCAAACACACACAGAACCCUGAGAAUGAGACCAACACUGCAACACGCUCCUACACCAUCAGUGCAGUGAAGCUUUCUGAUGGAGGCCAGUACUGGUGUAGAGCUGGCAGAGGAAAUCCAGUCUACUACACACACUACAGUGAUGCGCUCUGGGUAAACAUUACUGGUGUGUCUUCUCUAGUCUCUCUGAUCAUCAUUCCUAACAGAACUCAACACUUCAGUGGUCACUCUCUCUCACUGAGCUGUGAGGACCAGAGGAACUCUACUACAUGGAGAGUCAUGCAGUACUCACAAGAUAGGAGUGUGUCAGACUGUCCAUCAGACAGGAGAUCAGUUACAAGCUCUACAUGCAACAUCAGCUCUCUCUCCACAGCCCAUACUGGAGUGUACUGGUGUCAGUCUAAAUCUGGAGGGAGCAGUAAACCUGUCAACAUCACAGUGCAUGAUGGUGAUGUGAUCCUAGACAGUCCUGUACAUCCUGUGACUGAGGGAGAUUCUCUGACUCUACGAUGUUUAUUGAACAAAACAUCUUCUAACCUCAUAUCUUACUUCUAUAAAGAUGGAUCACUCUUUUGGAACCAGACCACAGGACAGAUAACCAUCCAUGUCAUCUCAAAAUCAGAUGAGGGUCUCUACUGCUGUGAAUACCCAGAAAGAAGAGCAUCACCGCAGAGCUGGGUCUCAGUCAGAGUCUUAAGUCCUGGAUCCAAUGGUGUAAUAGUUGGACCAGCUGUGGGAAUCAGUUUAACCUUGUUGCUCAUUAUCAUACUUAUCCUGUUCCUGAGCUACAAGAACAAAGCUUUUUGUUCAAAUGAACACUUUUAUUUACACGGCCUUCUUUCCUCUUUAAUAGGAGGUGAUCUGAUUUAUGCCAAUGUUGGUAACAGGAUUACAGAUGCUGGUGCAGGACCCAGUGAUGUGACUUAUGCUCAAAUUAAAAUGAAAUCCAAGAAGAAACCAAAACAAACAGAGAAGACCAGGGAGGGCACUGAUGUGAUGUUCUCAGAACUGAAACAGAAGUCAGAAAACAGUAGUAGAACAUCACAGCUCCACUUCAUAAAUGCCAGAUAA